GUGCUCUCGGGUUGCUCUAAGGCUGGCUUUCUGCAUGCUGGUCUUUUGGGAUGCAUUGGAUCUGUCACUGCUUGUACGCUGUAUGUCACUAACAUAUAUUUGUCCAUUUGUUUUAUAUUAUGGUCCUUACACUGUUGCCCGGGGCCACUAGGACAAGAAUGGGAUGAAGCCCAUGUGCGGUUCUGUCUUGUUAAGGAUUCAUUUUCUUCCUUUAUGUUGAACUUUCAGGGAAAGGAGAGAGCCAGCAGGCUUUUCCCAAAGUGGCUGUCUGGGAGAGAGCCACUGCAAGGCUCUUUCCAUCUCAACUUGCACCUUUUAGCAGUCCUACCUCUGGCCUUCAGUUUAAGGGAUUAUCUGCCACAGUGGUUUGCCUUCUUAGUUUGUGUUUAGCUGGGAUUCAACCUGAUUCUUCCUUUUUAUUAGGUGAUUUCAUUUGUUACUUCACACAACCUCAUUUUCCCUCAUCUUCGCUGUUGGGAUGACCUUGGGCUGCGUGAUAGAUGGAUGUUCCCUUGCAGUGGAGGAGAAAGUGUGCCUGAACAUGGCUCUGGGAGGUCCUUCUGGUGUCCUUCUGAACCAGCUUCUUCUCCUGCAAGAGAAAAAAUGCCACACAGGCUCCCUGGGGUCUUUCAGAGCCCUCAGUUACUUACUGGCAAUAGUGUUGCACUCAGCAUGAAAUUUCAAAUGUGCUAACAAUUUUAGCUAGACCCAACAUAUAAUUCAUUUAUACAGUAAACAUUUUUAUGGGAAUUAUGACAGAGCCUAAAAUAGGCCAGUGUUAACCCUCUUUUUUUGUUUUGGCUGCAUAGAAACAAAUCUAAUAUAAAUUGCAAGUGAUGACGAGCCUGGUAUUUAGAAGAGCCAAGUUUACAUGAGUGGGCAAUAAAAGCUAGGCUGUAACAAAAGCCUUACGCCUCCUACAGUGUCUUUCUAAAGGUUUCCAGAAUUUGAACAGCUUACUUCCUACCCAUGUACAAAGCAGGAGGAGAGCAACACUGGUCUGACAAAACUGCAUGUUUGUUGUUGUUGUUUUGCUUUUACUAAAGAAAAAGGGGAGAAAAAUCCCAGAAAUUCAGAUUUGGUGUACCUGAUUCAACACACACACAUCCUCACCUGCCCCAGACGAGUAUAGUGGUUGAUUUGCAGCUGGAUCUGACAGAGCUUAUCUGUUUUAUCAAAAAAAAACAUGGUUAAAAAAAAAACACUCCCUGGAGAGAAACACAAGUACCCUCAGCCAAAUACUCCUUUUGUUUUCUGUGAGUGCACUCAAGUAAAGGUACAGCCACGGCUGAGAAGAGUUAUUCUCUCUCGCGUAACAUGAAGGUGACUCUUUCUAACCCAGCACUUCUGAUGUUUGUUUUCACUUGCAAAUGUUACCAAUCUAGCAGGGAAACAUCUUCACUUGCUUCAGGUGAUGAUACAAAGCACAGCACAGCAAAAUCAGAUAUUGUUUAGGAGCGGAUUACGUGUGUGUGGCCGUGGAGGUGUUAGAUCCUAGCAAACACACCAGAAACAGUAUGCCACAGAGAUGGAAAUGCCCUGGUGCAUUUGCAGGGCAGAUGAACAUAGGAAAGAGCCCAUGGACGGCUGUGUAAAUGUUAACUGGUGUCCUGAGAAGGGAGCUGCCCACAGCCCCAUGUGCAGCAUGCUGUCACCUGGAGCUAACGAGCUAACUGGGUUGUAGCAGGAGCAAGCUGGGCCUCAGCCUGCUUUGGGGCUCGCUCCAGGUGAGGAGCCUCUUUUCUCAGGGUCUGCAAGUGAGGGCUGAUCUCUGAAGAGAGCGCUUACAAGGAGGUGGACGUGCCUGUUUGUAAAAUGAAGAUGAAGAAAAACUGGUCUCAGAACAUCACAUGCCAUCCACACAUCAGGACAAUGAAUAAGUCCAACAGCUGCAGUGUAGCAGAUGUAGAAGUGAAUCACCAUGUUCGUCUCACUGAAUUUGCUCUGUAUAUCCUCAUUUUCUCUUUUGGAGCAAUAUUUAAUGCCCUUGCCCUGUGGGUGUUCUUCUGCAAAAUAAAGAAGUGGACAGAAACCAGGGUGUACGCAAUCAAUUUAAUUUUUGCUGACUGCUUCGUCAUCUGCAUCUUGCCUUUCAUGGCUUAUUUUAUCUGGAAUAAGUCAGUCCGAGAUGAACUCUGCCAGUUUAUAGAGGCAAUGUAUUUUAUCAACAUGGUAGUGAGCACCUACAUCAUUUCAUUUAUCUCCAUUGAUCGAUAUAUUGCCAUAAAGUACCCUCUGAAAGCUAGGACCUGCAGGUCUCCAUCAAAAGCUGCCCUUCUCUGUGGGCUUCUGUGGGUCUCUGUUAUAAUCGGUACAACCUUAAGAUUUCAAAAGAGACAAGCUACUUUCUGUUUUCAGAAGGAUGCCACCAUAUCCACUGCUCAGACCAUGCUUUCCAUUUUCUUCAUUUUCACUCUUCCAUUAGCAACCUUGACCUUUUGUUCCAUAGAAAUCAUCAGGAACCUUAAGAAACAGCUGAAGACAAAUUCACUGGAAAAUAAAUUAAUCCAGAAAGCUCUUUACAUUAUUUAUGCAAAUCUGAUUGUGUUUCUAAUAUGUUUUCUGCCAGCCUACAUUGCGGUACUUUUCAGGUUCAUAAUGAAGUACGUUGGAACUAGCUGUUUCCUGACCCAGGUCAUGAUGGACUUCUUUGCCCUGACGAGGUGCAUUGCCACGUCCAACUGCUGCCUGGAUAGCAUCUGCUACUACUUCGUGACCAAAGAAUUCCAAGAAGCCAUUCUGCUGCCCAAAUCCAGCACUGACAAAACAAAUCAGACCCAAUCCUUGCAGACAAACACUUGCUAAAGGAAAGGAAGAAGAAUACAAACCAAACCACCACCACCACCAAAAAAAAUGCAAUGCCAAGAGAAGGUACAGCUUCAGUGUUACUGGAUAACCAUUGCCCUUUCGUUCCAGGGACAGCUUUGUUAUGCCUAUCAUUACCAAGUUAAUUGUAAUUUUUACUCUACGUGUCUAUUAAACAAAUCGGUUGUUUCAUA
Oxyura jamaicensis (ruddy duck) is the source of this 2999-nucleotide messenger RNA. RefSeq names its product G-protein coupled receptor 35-like. NCBI's taxonomy places the organism in Eukaryota, Metazoa, Chordata, Aves, Anseriformes, Anatidae. Bases 1816 to 2805 code for a protein of 329 amino acids. Gene Ontology annotation, biological process: phospholipase C-activating G protein-coupled receptor signaling pathway; chemokine-mediated signaling pathway; positive regulation of Rho protein signal transduction. Gene Ontology annotation, cellular component: membrane. Gene Ontology annotation, molecular function: chemokine receptor activity. The transcript has 2 exons. The record is from RefSeq and is a predicted model, not a curated record.